AUGAAGCGGAUUCACUGCGUCCUUCCAGUGGAAAUCAAGACGCAAGCAUUUCCAAAAAAGUCACCAAGAACAAUUUCUGUCCCGGCAAUGUUUAUCCUCACAAAGAUCGCGGACCUGGUCCAGAUCGUCUCUGAAGAUUUCAAUAAGGACGCUUUCCAAGCCCUUCAAGACAACAUCAAUGCCAAAUAUGCCAACAAAGUGAUCCAAAAGAUCGGUCUCUGCGUCUGCCUUUAUGAUCUGCUGGCUGCAUCAGAGGGUCUUAUUGGCCAUGGAACUGGACUGGUCAAUGUCAAUGUCGAAUUCCGCCUCAUAGUCUUCCGCCCCUUCAAAAACGAAGUCAUCACCGGCCGCAUCAGCAGCGCGACGCCCAGAGGAAUCCGAGUUCGUGUCCCCUUCUUCCAAGAGAUCUUCGUACCAGUGGACAAACUCCCCGAAGGCGCCUCAUUCAAUGAGGAGCUAGGGCAGUACAUAUGGGUCCCCGAGCCCGAUGGCGACCAGCUCUACUUCGACGCCAACGAUAUCGUCCGUGUCCGCAUCGAAGAUGAAAUCUGGACCGACCAGUCGCCCGUCGGACCACGGGAGAAAGAGGAAGGGGCGAGCGUCAAGACGCAUCCGUACGUGCUGAUAGGCAGUAUGGAGGAUGCUGGGCUGGGCCCGUGUCUCUGGUGGGAUGGGGAUGACGAAGAGGGAGAGGGAGAAGCAGAAGGAGAGGGAGAGAAAGAAGGAGAAGGAGAGGCAGAGGGGGAGGAGUAG
This is a messenger RNA of Drepanopeziza brunnea f. sp. 'multigermtubi' MB_m1, 753 nucleotides long. RefSeq lists its product as uncharacterized. NCBI's taxonomy places the organism in Eukaryota, Fungi, Ascomycota, Leotiomycetes, Helotiales, Drepanopezizaceae. The record is from RefSeq and is a predicted model, not a curated record. Gene Ontology annotation, biological process: DNA-templated transcription; transcription initiation at RNA polymerase III promoter. Gene Ontology annotation, cellular component: RNA polymerase III complex.